This is a messenger RNA of Dalotia coriaria, 1727 nucleotides long. RefSeq names its product nischarin. The coding region runs from base 218 to 1576 and encodes 452 amino acids. Gene Ontology annotation, molecular function: phosphatidylinositol binding; protein binding. The record is from RefSeq and is a predicted model, not a curated record. Lineage: Eukaryota; Metazoa; Arthropoda; Insecta; Coleoptera; Staphylinidae. The transcript has 5 exons. Gene Ontology annotation, cellular component: cytoplasm.
UUUCCACUUAGCAAUUUACCAGCGACCUUGUUUAUUCCGCUAGCACAUGAAUGUGCACUUGUGCACUUGCCUACUCAUUCAAAAUAUUUUCAUUUUCCACUCCCUAAUGAUUGCGAUCCGCUGCAAUUACGAUGUGUGCUGUGUGAGUCAAGUGUUUUCACUGCAACGCACCGAUUCUAAUUACGAUUAAUAAACUAAGUACAAAUAUUAAGAGGCAAUGGCUUGCUACUGGCUGCAUCAGCAUGAAUCUAAAGUAACCAUUCCAAGAGUUGAGGAAACCAACUCGAUUAUUUUCUACAAAAUACAAGUAAACAUUGCUGAUGUCCAGUGGGAUGUGGCACAUCGCUACAGUGAAUUCUAUGAACUGCAUAACAUACUUGUAUUGGAUCAUGGAGUGUCCAAAGAUGCUCUGCCUGCAAAGAAAGUAUUUGGUAACAAGAGUCCAGAGUUUAUCGAGAGUAGAAGAGUGGCUCUCGAGGAGUAUUUACAGAAUAUGUUGAAGUAUCUUACUCGGACAAUGCCUCAAGUUUUUAUACAAUUUUUACACUUGCAUUUGUAUGAUGUCUUCUUUUUAUUGCAACACAUGGCAGCAGCAUACUAUAUUAAGGGAGAUGCUAUUUUAUCAUCAAAUAGGAUGCAAAUGUUUAACCCUUUAGAAUUGCAUGCAAUUGGCAUUUGUUUGAAAUUUCCAUUUCCAAAGAUUACAGACAGUGAUAAAGCAUAUGAUAUUAGUAAUGUGAUGGAGGUGUGCUCACAGCUGAAGAGUUUACAGCUAGAUGGCAAAGAAAAUCAUCUUUCAAGUAAUAUUUGUCCAAAUAAGUUAGAAAUUGAUUUAACACCUUUUAAAGCAUUGGAAGUAUUUAUAGUAAAAAAGUACAAUUUUGAUAAUAUUACCGAGUUAGGCAAUAUUCGUAGCACCGUAAAAGUACUCACUGUGCGUUUUACUGAUAUUCGAAGUAUUUCCCAAGUGUUACAGUGUGAUAAUGUGCAUAAAGGCAGUAUUACCGAUGGCCAGACAUGGGCAGCAAUUACGAAACUUGACUUGAGUUCAAAUCAGCUAACGAACAUCGACGAGUCAAUUAAACUCCUCCCAAAGAUAGAAACUCUAAUACUCAACGACAACAAAAUCAAAGAGAUUGAAAACCUUUCGUCCCUCAGUUCUCUCCGACAUCUUUUUGUAUCUAAUAAUUUGAUUUCAAGCAUUGAAGGCAUGAAUACUAAAAUUGGUAAUGUAUUAACUCUGAAUCUUUCCCAAAACCUCAUUGGUCGCAUUCAGGACCUUGGUAAGUUGUACUCUUUGGAGACUUUAGUGUUAAGUUCGAAUCGCAUCAGUGAUGUCAAUGAUGUUGCGUGUAUUGGCGAUUUGCCUUGCUUGGAAAAUUUUACUUUGACUGGAAAUCCAGUGUCGACUAUAAUUGAUUAUCGUAUUAAAGUGUUGAAGCAUUUUGGAGAGCGCGCGCGAGAGUUGUGUUUGGAUAAUGAGAAGCCUCUGCAGCCCGAGAUUGAUAAGGCACUUGUUUUGAGGGCUUUGCAAAUUGGCAAGGAGGGGAAGUUUAUUUCCAGUAUACCGAAAUGAUAUUAUCGAUGAUAUUUUACCGUUAAUUUUAUUAGUAAUGUGUGGGUGGGUGUAUAAAUUGUAUAAAAUUAUAACGAGAUGAAAUUUUGUAAUUUAUUGUGAAAUUGUUAUUAAGGAAAGACGAAUAUUAAAUGUUAUACGUAUUAACUUA